Molecule: messenger RNA, 1692 nt
Organism: Phacochoerus africanus (Common warthog)
Lineage: Eukaryota; Metazoa; Chordata; Mammalia; Artiodactyla; Suidae
Gene: PLPP5
Product: phospholipid phosphatase 5
Exons: 9
Coding region: 110-1033 (307 amino acids)
Biological process (GO): phospholipid metabolic process
Molecular function (GO): phosphatidate phosphatase activity
Source: RefSeq, a predicted model, not a curated record
CCUCUCCCAGCGUCCCGCCCCGCCUUGCUCCGCCCCUGACACCGGGUGCAGCCUCGCUGCCACCACCCCAGCACCUUCCUCUCUGCAGCCACGUCAGCCGCAUCCAGUGAUGGGGAAACUGGCGGCAGCGGCCUUGGGGGCCGAGGUGGGCGUACGGAUCGCGCUGUUUGCGGCCUUCCUGGUAACAGAGCUGCUCCCGCCCUUUCAGAGGCUCAUCCAACCCGAGGAGAUGUGGCUUUAUCGGAAUCCGUACUUUGAAGCAGAGUAUUUCCCUACCAAGCCGAUGUUUGUUAUUGCAUUUCUCUCUCCGCUGUCUCUGAUCCUCCUGGCCAAAUGUCUCAAGAAGGCAGACACAGCAGACAGCCAACAAGCCUGCUUGGCUGCCAGCCUUGCUCUGGCUCUAAAUGGUGUCUUUACCAACACAGUAAAACUGAUAGUGGGGAGCUCCACCUCAGCCCCUCCCGGGACACCUGUGCACUUUUAUGCUCAGACCAGCAUCUCCCACAGACACGGAGUGCGCACCCCAAAGCAUCCCCAGAAGCUGCAGUUUGACUCGCUCUUUGCCCUAAAAAAGCCCCGCCCAGACUUCUUCUACCGCUGCUUCCCCGAUGGCCAAGCCCACCCUGACUCCGUGUGCACUGGCGAUAAGGACGUGGUCAACGAGGGCCGGAAGAGCUUCCCCAGUGGACAUUCUUCCUUCGCGUUUGCUGGUCUGGCCUUUGCCUCCUUCUACCUGGCAGGGAAGCUGCACUGCUUCACGCCACGAGGCCGAGGAAAAUCUUGGCGGUUCUGUGCCUUUCUGUCACCCCUGCUCUUGGCAGCUGUGAUUGCCCUGUCCCGCACCUGUGACUACAAGCAUCACUGGCAAGACGUCCUGGUUGGAUCUGCCAUGGGCCUGACCUUCGCCUACAUCUGCUACCGGCAGUACUACCCUCCCCUGACGGAUGCUGAGUGCCACAAACCACUGCAGCGCAGCCCUGCUCUCCCCACCACACAGAAGCAGCCCGGCGACCCUUACCAUUUUGCUGUUUAGAAACUGGAGCUGCCUCCACGGAGAACAGGGCAGCAUCCACAGCAUACAGAAGUUCCCAGGCUAAGGGUUGAGUCCAAGUUGCAUCUGCGACCUACACCACAGUUCACGGCAAUGUCGGAUCCUUAACCUACUGAGAUGGAACCCGCAUCCUCAUGGAUACUAGUUGGGUUCAUUACUACUGAGCCACAGCGGAACUCGUGUUAGGCGUAUCUUAUCCAAGUCCAGCCAAAUACUGCUCUCCAUUUUGAAUACUGUGAAAAUGACUCAGUAACUCAACAAAUCAUCACAUCAGUUAACACAAUAAAAAAAGAAAGAAAAUGGUCAGGAGUGUGGUUUCUGUACUGAGAGUGAUCCUUUGUUCUGAACUGUGCUCGCGGCCUUUCCGUCCAAUCACAAAUGCACCAACGCUGCCAAGCGGCCACGGCAGGAGAGGAGAACCACAGACGCCAUUCUCUGGAGGACACAUGCUGCCUCUCCUGCCCUUCCUCACAGUGGCUGCAGCGAACAAAGGACGGGACAUCAUCGGAACUGAUGCGCCACACCCUGCAACUGCCUUUGUCUUUAUUGCGAUUAUACUUUAGAUAUGACCUUGUUUUGUGUAUUUCUUUCUAUAGCAUUUUCAGUGUAUCUUUCUCCCUUAGUAAAUACGAUAUUCAAAU